UAACCGCUAGCCAGAACCAACCGAGAGAUAGAAAAGAGUAGUCCAACCCUACACUCUUUUCCUUCCAAACAGAUCAACUGAUUGCUGCUAUAUAUCUAUUAAAAAAACCACAAUCCAAAACAAAAACAUAUUUGUUUAGAUCCAAAAAUGUGUUGCGGUGGUAGAAUUUGCAUGUUGUGCACAUGCGUUGUACUAAUUGUGGUUGCGAUCGGUUUCUUGUUUGGAUUUGGAGUAUUCAAGAAUGGUUUUCACAAAUUGAAGGACAGUAUUCAUGUUGUUGAUUGUCUUAAUGCUCUCUGUUCCUCCCCUACUGGUCGAAGGCCCUUUUUGGGUUUCCCCCCUGCUCCUUCACCAUCCUAUUAAUUACUACUCCAUCUCGUUUUGCGAUGUUUAAAAUAAGAUGGGGUUGUAUGGUUUUAGAAUUUCUGACCAUUGUUUGAUUUGUUCAUACUACUACUCCAUUAGUUAAAUGUUCAUCUUGCUUUUACUUUGAUGUUCAAA
Nicotiana tabacum (common tobacco) is the source of this 501-nucleotide messenger RNA. The record is from RefSeq and is a predicted model, not a curated record. Lineage: Eukaryota; Viridiplantae; Streptophyta; Magnoliopsida; Solanales; Solanaceae.